UCGCUCCAUACAAGUCGUCCCAACCAUCAACUCGGCGCCCGCUCUCUCCCGUCGACUCCACGCUUCUGCUAAUGUCGCAGAAUAUGCCUGUCAUUCCCGCUCCCAUACUCGCCUCCGCCUCCUCUGGCAGCGACCCCGCUGGACCCGCACUGCCCAUGCUUCACCCGACAGCGAAGACGAUGCUCAUCGUCAGCUCCGUGAUACUCCUCUGCGUAGUCGUACCGGGCAUCGCCUACAUCUGGUGGGACCGCCGGAGGAAACGGCAGCUCAUCAUUCUUUCUGGGUCAGGGUCUAGCUCUUCCGUCCUCGAGGGCAGCUCUCUCUAUCAUUCUCCACGGAACAGAAAGGGAUCUCGGGUAUUCGCUUGCGGCUCUGACGACUCGCUUGAUAUACAGAAGCGGGAUUCGGAUGGAUGGUGGGGGAAGCUGCUGGCAAGGAGGUGGACUUGGAACCACGACACAUCGGGACGAGGCGAGGUUCGCCCAUCGACUUUGAACGAGAAAAAGACAGACGGAAUGGACCCGUACACCCACUUCGUGCUCGGGGACUGGUACGAGCGGUACUGCUUGCGCGGCGAGACGCCUCCUCCUAGAUCUGGCGACGCACAGCGCUGCCCGUCUCCCCCGCUGUCUGUCCCUGCGCCAGCCUCUGUGUCCAGGCCGCGGUCAGGAUCGGAAUCCGGGUCGCCCAGAAUCCGGUCUGUAACCAUCAAUAUGGAGGGUACGCGGUACACGAACAAGGCCAACGAAGACGCGGUAUUCACAUCUGCGUCCGAAAUGCCCGUCCCGAGCCUCCUACUCCAGGCGCCAAGCACCAACGACUUCAACGAGACCGCGUUCUACGACACGAACACGAGCAGCGACUCCGCGUCCCUGGAGUCCAUGGACCCCAGCUGCAGCUUCGCCAGACUGCGUGUGAGCACGAGCACGGAUCUCGGCUUCACGCUCGCAUCCGUGGGCAGCACGAACAGGCUCACGGACUUCCUCGCGCCGUCCGGUCGUACAUCACGACCGACGCGAACGCUCUCUAAGCGCUUCUCGAGGGCCGAGUUGAGUGUCGAUAUCACGGACUGGGCGGCUGAUGCUGAAGAAACGACGACAUGGGGCGAGGCGGUCGAUUCUACGCCUGACCUCCUUUCUGCCAACCGGAAUGGAGACGAGGGCGGGGAGAGCGGGGCGUCGUUCUUUGACGACGAGGAUUUCUCAGCGGGGGACGAGGAUCUCUUUGUUGUCAAGAGUCAAGACGUGAUCGAAGAAGUUCCACGUCGUCGCGAGUCCUGCAGCGGGAGCGGGACCCUUCCCGCGUCUCCUCCAAAGUCUGUUUAUAGCUCGCGCGCCAGCUCUAGGUCCAGCUCAGGCUCUAGCUCGCGCUCCAGCUCGUUGGACUCGGAUGACUCGUUUGCGUACCGGAGGGGACACCAGCGCGCGCACGCGAUCGUCUUCAAGUUCGCUUCUGAGCUGCUCGCUUUUCUCCGUGUGCGCGGCACGCGCGGUCCGCUGCUCUUGGAGAAGCGCGUCAACAUCAGCGCGUUUGAGGGGCAGGACGCGGCGACGAGCGUCAAGGCGAGGGGUGUGGUCGACUGCCAUAUGGUCUAGGAGCUGAGAGGUCUCCCUGUUUGCGUUUUUAUUCUUCAUUUUGCGCUCUAGCGCGCACACGUUCGUAUAUCGCCGUCUCCGAGCGCGCAUCUUUGCGUCGAGUUUCAUCGUCAUUCAUAUCAUUUGCAACAUCUACCAUCCACGUCC
Coniophora puteana RWD-64-598 SS2 is the source of this 1742-nucleotide messenger RNA. RefSeq lists its product as uncharacterized. The record is from RefSeq and is a predicted model, not a curated record. NCBI's taxonomy places the organism in Eukaryota, Fungi, Basidiomycota, Agaricomycetes, Boletales, Coniophoraceae. Bases 72 to 1595 code for a protein of 507 amino acids. The transcript has 2 exons.